AUGUCCGCCGACAAGCGCAGAAUGGAGUCGCUGACCGAGGAUGGGAACUUCUUCAGCUAUGGACCCGAAUAUCUCGAUGUAAGUCCUCAUUUUAUGUCAUAUUUGGGAUGGUUGAUUGUAAUAUUGCAUUUAUGAGAGUUGGAUUUGACGUAACUUUCGGUUUUACGAAGCGUGGUUUGGUGCAAAUAAUUUUUGGAUAUUGUUUUAGGUAGUUGAUCUUGGCGUUUCACGAAUGAUGUUUUGUGCGGAUUUUGUGGGUGAGGCGCGGUAGAAUUAUCGAAAAUGGGUUUCUGAUAUUUUUUAGGCUUUUUUACACUAAUUUUCAUGGAAUUUUAUAUGUUCUUCUUGAUUUAGGUAACAAUUUCUAAAUGGCCUAAUACCACGCAUUUUUUGAUCGAAAUGGCUAUCUUUUUUGGUGCAUACAUGUGGUUUGGGGCCAAGCUUUUGAAAAAUUAUGGUCAUCGAGGUUUUAUAGAUUUUCUUAUUUUUUAGGCAUUUUAUAUUGUACUUGACCAUCUUGAUCGAAAAAAUGCAUUUUCGAUUUGAUGAAGAAUAUUUUCCUUACCUAUUUGCCUGUGAAAUAUCCCUUACAGUAAAUUUAUCCUAUUACUUUAGUCCCUGCUGUCCCCGGAGUCCCCAUUCAGCCGCACUCAUCGUUACUUCAGUCAAUUCAGUGAUCCCAGAAAACCCGAAUCUUUCGACUGCUCAAACUGCAACUAUGGCCUCUCAGCCAUCUACUACUGCUCCGAUUGUCCGGAAUAUCUGUGUCGCAACUGUUACGAUGCCCACCAGACUAUCAGAGUGCUCAAGGAGCACAAUGUAAAACAAGUAGAGCCUUUUGUAAGAUUUUUGAUUAUUUUGUUCGAUUUUUAGGUCUGAAGAAGAAUUGAGAUGAAAUACGACUUCUGAGAUUAUAAACUUCGAGUGCGGAGAAAUUUUAUGGUAAUUUUUCGUAUUUUAGCGCCGUGUCUCGACUCAAGACAGCGAUUUGGCUCGAAGUGCUUGGCAUAACAGUUCGAUUGGUUCUCCAGACGUCUUCCAACAUCAGCCGUAUCCCAAGAGACAACGAAACAAUUCCGUGAUGUCUCCGAUCGUCGACAAACAGGUAAAUUUUUAAAAUUUUUACCUAGUACAAUAUAAAUUUUUUGACUUUUUUUUGGCAAUGCUGGUGUUUUUUCAUUCUGAUAGAGAUAUCAAUCGGCAUUUUUGCAGAUGCCACCUCUUUCCAAGCCCAAUCACACGUUUUAUGGCGCUUCCACGGGUGCCCCCAACUUUACCACCAGCACUCCGAACAUCAAAACGGCUCCACAUAGCUUCGAACGGAGUCGGCGUUACGUCUCCAAGCCUCAGACCCCUCUUCCACCGCCAAUGUUCCGUCUGGACCUGAGUCAGGCAAGCCCGAAGGCCAACAGUUUUCUCAGCGAAGUCCCUUUCAUUGAGUUGUCGGGAGUGGGCCAUAGACAAGUCAAGGGGCCAAAGUUUACGUUCGGAGGUGAAGGAACCGCCGACGGCCAGCUGAAUCGCCCAUGGGGGAUUUGUUGCGAUCAGAAGGGAAGGAUUGUGGUCAGCGAUCGCUCAAACAACCGAAUUCAGGUGGGGUUUGAUGAAUUUUGGGCGGGAAAGAGGCUUGAAAGUGGGACUUUUAGUCAUUUUAUAAUGUAUUAUUAAUUUUUCUACUAUUUUCUACUAUUUUUAAAGUACGUGUCUAACGGCUGAAGAUUUUACUUUCAGAUUUUCGAUGAAGAAGGCAAUUUUCUCGCAAAGUUUGGCAAAUUUGGCUCGGAUCUUGGCCAAUUCAACCGGCCAGCCGGAGUUGCAACCAAUCUGAAGGUGAGUUCUAGGCUCUACGGUGUUUUACUAUACUUUUUGAAAGCUAAAAAUACCUUUUAUCCAACAAAAAAAUGGUUUUUCUCCAGUGGGAUUCGAACCUGCGACUUUUCGACUAGAAGUUGGUGUCACUACCAAUACACUAUUGGGGUACCGGGUCGGAAGUGCGGGUUUUUGCGGGGAAAUCAGGAAAAAUGUAAAAUACGGAAUAUACGGAAUGAAAUCGUUGUGUUUUCAGAACCAAAUCAUUGUCGCGGACAAGGACAAUCAUCGUAUCCAAGUUUUCGACGAAAACGGAAACUUUUUGUUCAAAUUUGGCCAAAAUGGACGUCAUCCCGGCAGCUUCAAUUACCCGUGGGGACUCGCCACCAACAAGCGAAAUGACAUUGCUGUGACGGACUCUAGAAACAAUCGAAUCCAAAUCUUCAACGAAAAGGGAGAAUUGGUCAGAAUUUGUGGGAGAAAUGCCUUCCCGAGCGCUGAGAAACAAGUGUUUGGGCCGAGAGGUGUCGUCUUUGUGGAUGAUGACAAUAUUCUGGUUAGGUGAGAGAGAUUUAUUUGAAUUUCAAGUGUAAUAUUUUGAAAAUUUUUUUGAGUUUUGAAAGUCUUUUUUUUUGAUUUUUUUGGGUAGAUAGUUGAUGGUAAUGGGGUUUUUCUAGGACGAUUAUUACUUGGAGAUUAUUUUUAAACCGUGCAUAGACAUUUUUACCGAUUUUUUUGGACAUUUUUGAUUUAUUUUUUAAAUUUUUGCUCUAUUUUUGACAAUUUUUUUGAAUUUCAGUGACUUCAACGGCCACAGAAUUGUCCAAAUCGACACUACUCGCCCUAUGGAGUCUGUGGAGUUUUACGGCUCCGAAGGGCAAGAAGCCGGAAGCUUCACUCGCCCUCAGGGCAUGGUUUUGGACCCCGAGGGCAACUUGCUUGUUUGUGAUUCGAGAACCAAUAGAAUUCAGGUAAAUUGGUCUCAAAAGACAUGCAGAGGAUUUUAUAGACCUUGGUCUUUAAAAUGACCACCAUUUUUUGAUUUUUUCGAUACUAAUUUACCGUAUUUUAGGUAGUUUCCGUCGCUCAGCGCCGAGUUUUGGCGGUUCUCACCGCCGAACCCGAAAUGGACCGACCCUGCGACAUUGCCAUCUCCAUGAGUGGACAUAUCUAUGUGGUGGACUUUGGUCACAGCGCUGUUAGAGUGUUUUGA
Bursaphelenchus xylophilus (pine wood nematode) is the source of this 3022-nucleotide messenger RNA. The record is from the annotation of a GenBank genome assembly. Lineage: Eukaryota; Metazoa; Nematoda; Chromadorea; Rhabditida; Aphelenchoididae.